Molecule: messenger RNA, 642 nt
Organism: Ostreococcus lucimarinus CCE9901
Lineage: Eukaryota; Viridiplantae; Chlorophyta; Mamiellophyceae; Mamiellales; Bathycoccaceae
Exons: 1
Coding region: 1-642 (213 amino acids)
Biological process (GO): iron-sulfur cluster assembly
Cellular component (GO): chloroplast stroma; mitochondrion
Molecular function (GO): iron ion binding; iron-sulfur cluster binding
Source: RefSeq, a predicted model, not a curated record
AUGUCGCGCGCGUUCUCGUCCACGAAAGCGUCGACGAGCGUGACGAAUGCGUCCCGACAACAUCGACGAAGACGCGCGUCGUCGUCGUCGUCGUCGCGUCGUUCGACGCGCGCGCGCGCGUCGUCGCGACGCGCCGUCGAAGCGCGCGCCGCGUCCGAGGGCUCGCUCACGGAUACUUUGGAACUCACCGCGGAUAACAUCGAGAGCGUGCUGGACGAAGUGCGACCGUACUUGAUCGCGGACGGUGGUGACGUCGAACUCGUCGAAAUCGACGGACUGUCGGUGAAGCUGAAGCUCAAGGGCGCGUGCGGAUCGUGCCCGUCGAGCACGGUGACCAUGCGCAUGGGGAUAGAGAAGCGCUUGUUGGAAAAGAUUCCAGACAUCAUGGAAGUCAUACAGGUGGAGGAAAAGCUCGAGGGAUUGGACCUGAACGAAGAAAACGUGGAGGCAACGUUAGACGAGAUCCGACCGUACCUCGCCGGCACGGGCGGGGGAGAACUCGAACUCAUCGACAUCGAAGAACCCAUCGUCAAGGUGCGCCUGACGGGACCGGCGGCCAAGGUGAUGACGGUGCGCGUCGCGGUGACGCAAAAAUUACGCGAAAAAAUCCCAUCCAUCGCCGCCGUCCAAUUGACGGAAUGA